AUGGCUUACGCUUAUCUUUUUAAAUACAUCAUUAUUGGCGAUACAGGCGUCGGGAAAUCAUGUUUAUUACUUCAAUUUACCGAUAAACGUUUUCAACCUGUACAUGAUUUAACUAUCGGUGUGGAGUUCGGUGCACGAAUGAUCACGAUCGAUGGUAAACAAAUCAAAUUACAAAUUUGGGACACUGCUGGACAAGAAAGUUUCCGUUCGAUCACACGCUCAUACUACCGUGGCGCCGCUGGCGCUCUACUUGUCUAUGACAUAACACAACGGCAUACGUUCAACCAUCUGACGAGUUGGCUGGAAGAUGCUCGACAACAUUCGAAUUCGAAUAUGGUUAUUAUGUUAAUUGGAAAUAAAUGUGAUCUUUUCGCACGUCGCGAAGUACAGAAAGAAGAAGGCGAAGCGUUCGCACGUGAACAUGGAUUGAUUUUUAUGGAAACAUCAGCUAAGACAGCUGCUAAUGUUGAAGAGGCGUUUAUUAAUACAGCUCGAGAAAUUUACACUAAGAUUCAAGAAGGUGUUUUCGAUCCGACAAAUGAAGUCAACGGUAUUAAGAUUGGUCCUCAAAAUAGCAAUUCAGGAACUGCAGCAAAUCGUCCGAGUACUAACGCCAAUGAGAAGUCAGGUUGCUGUUAA
Adineta ricciae is the source of this 639-nucleotide messenger RNA. Lineage: Eukaryota; Metazoa; Rotifera; Eurotatoria; Adinetida; Adinetidae. The record is from the annotation of a GenBank genome assembly.